Messenger RNA from Capsella rubella, 1917 nucleotides. RefSeq lists its product as uncharacterized. Bases 42 to 1643 code for a protein of 533 amino acids. NCBI's taxonomy places the organism in Eukaryota, Viridiplantae, Streptophyta, Magnoliopsida, Brassicales, Brassicaceae. The transcript is spliced from 11 exons. The record is from RefSeq and is a predicted model, not a curated record.
AAGAGACGAAAUAAGGGCAAAGGAGAAGGAAAAAAAAUACCAUGGAGGACGAUGAAGCUAAGCAGCGAAGCAUAGUUCGAGAAGAAGAUGAUUCUUACGAAAGAAGAGAAAGCGAUUUCCCAUCACAUCACCCUCCACCUCCUUCUGAUGAGUUGUUCGACAUUUCAACUACUGUUGAUCCUAGCUAUGUUAUUUCACUGAUAAGGAAACUUCUUCCAGUUCAUUCGGGCAGUGAGGAGCGACAUAACCAUCAUACGAAUGCUGAUAAUGUGGUUCAAGGUGAUGUAGCUGGAUCUGGAAAUGGGGUUAUUGACACUUCCAAUGGUGAUCCACAGAGCAUGGACAUUGGAGGUUACAAUAACGAAUCCACUUCCGAGGGGAAGGAGACGGUGAGUUCAUGUCGGGAUCCGGGAAUAGUAGGCGGGUCAUCAGUGGAAGAAGCAUGGGAAGAUCAUGGUUGUGUUUUGUGGGAUCUUGCUGCCAGUAGAACUCAUGCUGAGCUAAUGGUACAUAACCUAAUUUUAGAAGUGCUUCAUGCAAACCUAAUGGUUUCAGAAUCUACCCGCAUUCGAGAAAUCUGUCUCGGGAUUAUUGGGAACCUUGCUUGCCAUGAAGGUCUAUUGCAACAUAUAGAGUCUACAGCCGGACUCGUCAAUUUACUUGUGGGACAAUUGUUUCUUGAUGAUACCCAAUGCCUAAGUGAAGUUUGUAGGAUACUCACUACAGGUCUCUCUGGGACUGGGCGUACUUUCUGGGCUGAGUGUUUGCAGUCUGAGGAUAUACUUCGCCGUAUUAUGUGGAUUGCGGAAAAUACCUUGAAUCCUCAUCUUAUUGAAAAGAGUGUAGGGUUAUUGUUAGGUAUCAUAGAAGGUCAACCAGAGAUUGGGCAACUAUUGAUCCCUCCACUUAUGACUCUGGGUUUGACGAGUCUCUUGAUUAAUCUUCUUUCCUUUGAAAUGAGCAAGUUGACGAAAGAAAGAAUUCCAGAAAGGUACCCCAUCCUUGAAAUUAUUCUCCGAGCUAUUGAAGCCCUCUCUGCUUCAGAUAACCAUUCUAAAGAGAUUUGCUCUAGCAAAGAACUAUUUCAGCUAGUUUGUGAUCUUAUGAAACUUCAGGACAAAGCUGAGGUGGCAACAUCAUGUGUUACUGCUGGAGUUUUGAUCGCAAAUAUGCUGUCGGAAACAGUCGAUUUUAUUCCUGAAGUUUCGGAAGAUUUUUCUUUCUUGGAAGGUUUAUUCAGUACUUUACCAUUUGCUUCGGAUGACUUAGAAGCAAGAAGAGCAAUUUGGAAUGUUAUUGCGAGGUUACUUGCCAGAGUUAAUGGGUCUGAGACAAACACUUUCUGUCUGAGUCACUACAUAUUGGUUUUGUUAAGCAACUCGGAUAUUAUUGAAGAUGAUCUUCUUGAUACCCAACUAGAAGAUUCAAACGAGGAGUUCCAAAACACACUCCCUUCCCAGUUGAUGUCUAGUGUGCGAACCAUUGCUAUACAGAAGAUUGAGUCGCUAUUAAACAUUUGGAAUACUCGCAAGGAGAAUCUACAAGAGGAAAGCGUAACUGGGGGCUGCUCUAUAAACAAAGCUGGUUGUAAAAGGCUAUUGGAUUGCUGUCAGAGAUAUAUCAGAUCGAUUGAAGGAUCUUAAUUCGUGGAGAAUCUUCCCAUAGCCACUCAAGGCAUAACAUUACACAUUAGGUUUCAAGCUCUAAGAAAUCGCCGACUCAGUGGAAUUUUUUGAUAGAUAUAUGCAGGUUAGAACUUGCCUGUCUAUCUCAUAUCCAUAGAUUACUUAGGACACAGUCUGGUUAAUUGUACACAAGAAAGAGAUGUGCAGCCAAAAAAAAAAACUCAAAUUUUAAAAGCCAGAAGUCUAUCUUCCGACACAAAUCUCGAUUCAGUUUUUAAAUUCAAACAACACA